AUUCAUCGAUGUCAAAACCAUUCCUUCAUGACCAGCCUUUAGGAGUCUACCCAUUUACCUCACUGCCUCCCACUAAAAACACCACAGUACAUCAAGUUUCUCCUCCAGAGCCUGCUGGAGCACACACAAUGUCAACACACAUUUUCUACAUAGCUGUUGGGUGUGCUUGUGCUGUCAUCCUUCUGAUUGCUUUGGCUGUUGCGGUGUACUAUCUCAACACACAGAAAAACAACAAUCGUGGCUACACAGACAGAAUCAAGUAUUAUGAUAAUACCAGCAGUUCACAAGCACUCACCAAACAACAGAGUCAGUCAUUCUUACGGGUAGAGACACCGGUUGACAGCAGUAUAAAGGGUUCAGUGAGAAAUUGUUCAGUACUUGGACCUUCACCUAUACCAGAGUUGUCUCCUCCUGAUCCUAAAGAAAUUUUAAAAGAGAUUGCUAUAAGUAGAAAAAGAAUAUCUUUAGCAGAAAUGUUAUUAGAAGGCACAUUUGGAAAAAUCUACCAAGGGACAUUACUCAGUGAGGAUGAUAAUAAUUUUGGAGCUGACCAAGAGAUUAUAGUUAAAACUGUCACAGACCAGGCAAGGUCCGAUCAGGUCCAUCUAUUUCUUACUGAGGGCUGUAUGAUGAAAGGUCUAGUUCACCAGAACAUUUACCCUGUUAUUGGUGCGUGUGUGGAGGACCAGUUAUGUCCAUAUAUUAUUUAUCCAAAUACAACAGAGGGCAACCUAAAAAAGUUUUUACAGAAGUGUGGUGUCUCUGACACAGGAUCUCACUGUACAUUAUCUACACAACAACUGGUGUAUCUAGCCAUACAGAUAGUGAGAGGUAUACAAUUUCUACACAGACAGAAGAUCCUACACAAAGACAUAGCUACCAGGAACUGUGUAAUAGACAACGACUUGGUUUUAAAGAUAACAGACAACGCUUUAUCACGGGACCUGUUCUCUGGAGACUAUAAUUGUCUCGGUGACAAUGAGAAUCGACCAAUCAAAUGGUUAUCUCUUGAAGCUCUGUUGGAAAAGCGAUUUUCUACAGCUAGUGAUGUGUGGUCAUUUGGUGUGACUUUGUGGGAGUUGAUGACCGUUGGCCAGCAGCCCUAUGCCGACAUUGAUCCAUUUGAGAUGGCUGCAUACCUUCGGGAGGGUUACAGAAUAGCCCAGCCAAUUAACUGUCCAGACGAACUGUUUUCUGUGAUGGCUUGCUGCUGGGCUGGAACUCCUGAAGAACGACCAAAAUUCUCACAGCUCCUUAUAUGUUUGCAGGACUUCUACACAGCUCUAGGACAAUACAUCUGAUCAAAUUCUCACAACAGCCUCUUAAGGUUCUGUCUCAUGGCCAGUUUCUUGUUCUGUAUAAUAACAUUGUGGCAAAGUUACUUCAAUAUCCGAGUAUCAUUUAACUUUUGUAGAAGGUAUGUCUCUAAACUUGUGGUAGAUACUGCAGCUAAUGUG
Ylistrum balloti is the source of this 1457-nucleotide messenger RNA. Its product is annotated as tyrosine-protein kinase RYK-like. The transcript has 10 exons. Gene Ontology annotation, cellular component: signaling receptor complex. The annotation marks the transcript as partial. NCBI's taxonomy places the organism in Eukaryota, Metazoa, Mollusca, Bivalvia, Pectinida, Pectinidae. Gene Ontology annotation, biological process: protein phosphorylation; axonogenesis; multicellular organism development. Gene Ontology annotation, molecular function: protein kinase activity; ATP binding. The record is from RefSeq and is a predicted model, not a curated record.